CAGAAUAGAAUAGAUGUCACGAGGUUUUAGUCGGUGUGAUAAGUGUGACAAAAUGGCGGUUGAUCGGGAGUCGCUCGUGCGGAUAGUCGGUACACCACGGUAAAAGGGAACUUGUUGGAAGACCGGUCGCCGCCCGACGUGGUGAGCGGUAGUGCCACCUAAAACGUGGUGACCAACCGACUAACAUGUCUAUCAGUCUACCUAUCCCGGAUAAAUAAUCAUAUAAAUGUGAUGUUGGCAUUUCUCCGUUAUUCAAUGGUCCGCCAACGCCGCCGAUUGCCACCACCACUCCGCCGCUUUUAAGUGGGAGAAAUGCUUGCGUUACAGACAUACGCAUCACGUAUUGCUAGCAUACCUAAUUUAUUUGUUACGAACCACACUAUUCGAUGGUCAUUGUUGUUGCCAGUACAUUUCACUGCUACCGCGUUUUCUUGGCUUCAACACCGAACGUCUUGUUCACCAAUUUUAAAACUCAUAUCAGAAAUGGCUAAAAACAAAGGAAAUGCCGGUGAACUGAUUUCACUUCGUCUUGAAGGCCUAGCUGAUGAUUUUCAAAUGCAAUUCAGGAUCAAUAAAGAUGCUUCUUUUAAAUGGCUCUUGGAAAUGUAUAGUAAAAGAAUUGGUACAAAUAAACAAUUCUUUUAUGAUGGAAAAUUGAUUUCUGAAACAGACACACCUGAAUCGUUAGAAAUGGAAGAAGAAGGUACGAUAGAAGUCCACAAUGCGGUCUAAUAUAAUGUGCCUAUCUAUCUAUUAUACUUAUUCAUAAAUAAAGGUCACAUCUAGUAAUUGAUUUA
Molecule: messenger RNA, 797 nt
Organism: Rhopalosiphum padi (bird cherry-oat aphid)
Lineage: Eukaryota; Metazoa; Arthropoda; Insecta; Hemiptera; Aphididae
Product: small ubiquitin-related modifier-like
Exons: 3
Coding region: 313-732 (139 amino acids)
Biological process (GO): protein sumoylation
Cellular component (GO): PML body; nucleus
Molecular function (GO): ubiquitin-like protein ligase binding; protein tag activity
Source: RefSeq, a predicted model, not a curated record